CGGAGAUCGCGGCGAGCCGCGUGGCCGCGCUGCUGCUGGCCGGCGGGCAGGGCACCCGCCUCGGCGUCCCCUACCCCAAGGGCAUGUGCGACGUGGGGCUGCCCUCCCGCAAGACCCUCUUCCACCUCCAGGCCCAGCGCCUGCGGCGGCUGCAGCAGAUGGCGGAGGAGCAGCACGGCACUCCCUGCCACAUCCCCUGGUACAUCAUGACAAGUGGCCGCACCAUGGAGUCCACCAAGGAGUUCUUCCAGAAACAUCGCUAUUUUGGCUUGAAGAAGGAGAACAUCAUCUUCUUCCAGCAGGGCAUGCUGCCUGCCCUGGGAUUCGAUGGGAAAAUCCUGCUGGAGGAGAAGGGCAAGAUCGCUAUGGCACCAGAUGGCAACGGGGGCCUGUACCGGGCCCUGGGCUCACACGGCAUCAUGGACGACAUGGAGCGGAGGGGAGUGCAGAGCGUCCACGUCUACUGCGUGGACAACAUCCUGGUGAAGGUGGCUGACCCCAGGUUCAUCGGGUUCUGCUUGGAGAAGGGAGCAGACUGUGGGGCCAAGGUGGUGGAGAAGACCAACCCCACGGAGCCGGUGGGCGUGGUGUGCCGUGUGGACGGCGUGUACCAGGUGGUGGAGUACAGCGAGAUCUCCCUGGCCACCGCCCAGCAGCGCGGCGCGGACGGGCGGCUGCUCUUCAACGCGGGCAACAUCGCCAACCACUACUUCACCACUGCCUUCCUGAAAGACGUGGUCAACACUUACGAACCACAACUGCAGCACCACGUGGCUGAGAAGAAGAUCCCACACGUGGACAUCACUACAGGGCAGCUAAUCCAACCCGAGAAGCCCAAUGGGAUUAAGAUGGAGAAGUUUGUCUUCGACAUCUUCCAGUUUUCCAAGAAGUUUGUGGUGUACGAGGUGCUGCGUGAGGAUGAGUUCUCUCCCCUGAAGAACGCUGACAGCCAGAAUGGCAAGGACAACCCCACCACAGCCCGACAUGCCCUGAUGUCCCUGCACCACUGCUGGGUUCUCAAUGCAGGGGGGCACUUCGUGGAUGAGAACGGCACACGCAUCCCUGCCAUCCCUCGCGUCACAAACGGAAGCCUGAAGGAUGCAAACGACCUGCCAAUCCAGUGUGAAAUUUCUCCCCUGGUCUCCUACGGAGGAGAGGGUCUGGAGAAGUACGUGAAGGACCGAGAGUUCCGCACACCUCUGAUCAUUGACGAGGAUGGGAUCCACGAGCUGGUGAAGAACGGGAUGUAGAGGCAGCGUGGUGCCCAUCCUGCCAGGAGCUCACAGGCUGAUGGCUGGGCCUGGCAGGGACAGCUCUGUGCAGAGCAGGAUCUGACCCACUCGGUUCUUGGCACGUUGUAUGCUCCUAUUUAUAUUUUAAUUUAAAAACCAAACACUAUGGAUUCCCCUGCCACAAAGCACAGCUGUGGUGCUGCUCUUUGCUCUCCAGGCUGUGGGCAUUUAUUUUUAAACAUGUAUAUAGUAAUAGUCAUUGUACAUGCAGAGAGAGGAUUUUUAUGGUACGGGGCUGGGUUUAAUCUUGAAUUUUUAUUUUUUUUAAAUCUACAUGACUAUUUUUUUUUAAUAGGGUUCUUGUCAUUGCCCAUGUCCUCCCUUUUGGUCAUCCUUUGUAUAUUGCACAACUGGAAGCCCCCAAUUAAACUCUGAGUCCCUCCUGUUUGUCA
This is a messenger RNA of Pseudopodoces humilis (Tibetan ground-tit), 1684 nucleotides long. Lineage: Eukaryota; Metazoa; Chordata; Aves; Passeriformes; Paridae. The record is from RefSeq and is a predicted model, not a curated record.